Molecule: messenger RNA, 1974 nt
Organism: Pseudophryne corroboree (corroboree frog)
Lineage: Eukaryota; Metazoa; Chordata; Amphibia; Anura; Myobatrachidae
Gene: SNX7
Product: sorting nexin 7
Exons: 9
Coding region: 326-1627 (433 amino acids)
Biological process (GO): endocytic recycling; autophagy of mitochondrion; protein transport
Cellular component (GO): early endosome; phagophore assembly site
Molecular function (GO): phosphatidylinositol binding
Source: RefSeq, a predicted model, not a curated record
UAUUGCAGCUCUCCCGCUGCUGCUGCUAUGGAACUACUACACCUGUGGCAGGGAAUGCUGGGAUGUUUAGUGCCACAAUAGCCAGACUCUGCCAACCCCUAGCACAUCAAUUUCAGUUGCAUUGCGUUUAUGCAUUCAUUCUUUCAUUGUGCCUGAGUCAGCGGCCUCUUGUUACUAAGCAACGGUAAACUUCCUGUGGAACCUCCGGUCAUGCGCAGUAGACUGGCUAGGAAGGAGUGGUGAGGUGGGCGCAGCGCCCCCUGCUGUCAGACGAGCGGAGAACAGCUGUGCCAUACACGGGGCAGCAGCAGCAGCAGCAGCAGCGAUGGAAGAGGAGUCCAGCUCACCAGUGUCUCCCGCCUGUAUUCCCCCUGGGAACAGCGCACUGCUCACCCCUCUGCCGCUCUCCCCGGACACGCUGCGGUUUGAUGAGGACGAUGACCUGGAGGUGUUCAGCAAGGAUGCAACACUGAAUGAUGGGAAUUCAUUUAGUCCUUUGAUGUUGGCCUCUCCAUUGUCCAUGAUAAAUCAGAUUAAAUUUGAAGAUGAACCUGAUGUCAAGGACCUCUUCAUUACUGUUGAUGAACCAGAAAGUCACAUAACCGCAAUAGAAACCUUUAUUACAUACAGGAUUGCAACAAAGACAACUCGCAGCGAGUUUGAUUCUAGUGAGUUUGAAGUCAGGAGGCGAUAUCAAGAUUUCCUAUGGUUGAAGAGCAGACUUGAAGAUGCCCACCCAACUUUAAUAAUUCCACCAUUACCAGAGAAGUUCAUAGUUAAAGGAAUGGUGGAACGAUUUAAUGACGAUUUCAUUGAGACUCGAAGAAAAGCAUUGCAUAAAUUUUUGAAUAGAAUAGCUGAUCAUCCAACAUUAACUUUUAAUGAAGACUUCAAGAUUUUCCUUACAGCUCAAGCGUGGGAGCUGACGUCUCACAAGAAGCAAGGCCCUGGAUUCCUCAGUAGGAUGGGGCAGACACUCAAGGCUGUAGCCUCUUCUGUAAGAGGAGUUAAAAAUCGCCCUGAGGAGUUUACAGAGUUAGGCGAAUACGUGGAGGCUUUCAGCCAGAAAAUAAAUGUAUUAGACAAAAUAUCACAAAGAAUUUGUAAAGAAGAGAAAGACUAUUAUGAGGAGUUGAAAGAAUAUGGUCCUAUCUACACCUUAUGGUCAGCAUCUGAAGAAGAUCUAGUAGAGCCCUUGAAGGGGAUGGCGACCUGCAUAGACAAAUGCUGCAAGUUCACUGAAGUAUUGAAUUCUAAGCUCUCAAGUGAUCUGAUUCCAAUUAUUCAUGAAUAUGUGCUGUACAGUGAAACUCUGUCUGGAGUGCUGAGAAGAAGAGAUCAAAUCCAGGUUGAACUUGACGUCAAAGUGGAUGCUCUGGUGAAUAGAAAAGCAGAUAGAGAGACUCUGAAGGAAGAGAUUGAAAAGCUUGAAGAUAAAGUUGAAUGUGCCAAUAAUGCUUUGAAGGCUGAUUGGGAUCGAUGGACAAAAAACAUACAGACAGACUUGAGAAAUACAUUUACAAACAUGGCGGAUUGCAAAAUCAAUCAUUAUGAAGAGUGCCUUGCCACUUGGGAAUCCUUUCUUACAUCUCAGUCAUGUGACGUACAAGAGAAAGAUGGAUCCUAAGGACCAUGGACUAGCUCUGUGUAUUCAUUAAAUGCCAACUGACCAAAGAAGUGACCUUAUUUAUAUAAGGACCAACUGGACAUAGAUAGGUAAUAUAUCCUCUAACAUAUAAAAAGCACAGUCGAAGCUAUGUCUGCCACAGUAUUCCAGACACCAAAAAGAACUGUUAAUCAUGGAUUGAAUCCUCAGCUGCCAAGUCUUCCAGUACUGUUUUAUAUGCAUGACAGGCAUUUAGAUAGGGCUGUGUAAAUCAUGUAUCUUUAUUGCUCAACCUUUUAUAUCUAGUAAUUGUUUUAAAUAUUAUGCAAAACAAAACAUUUUAAUUAAAGUGUUUCAUUUUACCUGUA